AUGAUCAUCUCAUCUGUGCAGGUAUCUCAUCUCAUCUGUACAGUUCCCUCUCCCUACUUUGCCCAUUCCCUCCCUACUUUGUCCACCCUGGGGCCUCUCCCCACUUCACCCGCCCUGGGGCCUCUCUCCACUUCACCUUCCCUGACACCUCUCUCCACUUCACCCACCCUGGGGCCUCUCCCCACUUCACCCACCCUGGGGCCUCUCUCCACUUCACCCACCCUGGGGCCUCUCCCCACUUCACCCACCCUGGGGCCUCUCCCCACUUCACCUGCCCUGACACCUCUCCCCACUUCACCUGCCCUGACACCUCUCUCCACUUUACCCGCCCUGACGCCUCUCUCCACUUCACCCACCCUGGGGCCUCUCCCCACUUCACCCACCCUGGGGCCUCUCUCCACUUCACCCACCCUGGGGCCUCUCCCCACUUCACCCACCCUGGGGCCUCUCCCUACUUCACCCACCCUGGGGCCUCUCUCCACUUCACCCACCCUGGGGCCUCUCUCCACUUCACCCACCCUGACACCUCUCUCCACUUCACCCACCCUGGGGCCUCUCCCCACUUCACCCACCCUGGGGCCUCUCUCCACUUCACCCACCCUGGGGCCUCUCCCCACUUCACCCACCCUGGGGCCUCUCUCCACUUCACCCGCCCUGACGCCUCUCUCCACUUCACCCGCCCUGGGGCCUCUCCCCACUUCACCCACCCUGGGGCCUCUCCCUACUUCACCUGCCCUGACACCUCUCUCCACUUCACCUGCCCUGACGCCUCUCUCCACUUUACCCGCCCUGGGGCCUCUCCCCACUUCACCCACCCUGGGGCCUCUCUCCACUUCACCCACCCUGGGGCCUCUCUCCACUUUACCUGCCCUGGGGCCUCUCUCCACUUCACCCACCCUGGGGCCUCUCUCCACUUUACCCGCCCUGGGGCCUCUCUCCACUUCACCUGCCCUGGGGCCUCUCUCCACUUUACCCGCCCUGGGGCCUCUCUCCACUUUACCCGCCCUGGGGCCUCUCUCCACUUCACCUGCCCUGGGGCCUCUCUCCACUUCACCUGCCCUGGGGCCUCUCUCCACUUCACCCACCCUGGGGCCUCUCCCUACUUCACCUGCCCUGGGGCCUCUCUCCACUUUACCCGCCCUGGGGCCUCUCUCCACUUUACCCGCCCUGGGGCCUCUCUCCACUUCACCUGCCCUGGGGCCUCUCUCCACUUCACCUGCCCUGACGCCUCUCUCCACUUUACCCACCCUGGGGCCUCUCCCCACUUUACCCACCCUGGGGCCUCUCCCUACUUCACCUGCCCUGGGGCCUCUCCCUACUUCACCUGCCCUGGGGCCUCUCCCCACUUCACCCACCCUGGGGCCUCUCUCCACUUUACCCACCCUGGGGCCUCUCCCUACUUCACCCACCCUGGGGCCUCUCCCCACUUCACCAGCCCUUGGGCCUCUCCCGACUUUGUCCACCCUGGGGCCUCUCUCCACUUCACCCAUCCUGGGGCCUCUCCCGACUUUGUCCACCCUGGGGCCUCUCUCCACUUUACCCACCCUGGGGCCUCUCCCUACUUCACCCACCCUGGGGCCUCUCCCCCCCUUCACCCACCCUGGGGCCUCUCCCCCCCUUCACCCAUCCUGGGGCCUCUCCCCACUUCACCCACCCUCUCCCUAUGUGAUACACUAUGAUUUAUGA
This is a messenger RNA of Haliotis rufescens (red abalone), 1686 nucleotides long. RefSeq names its product proline-rich protein 36-like. The transcript has 4 exons. Lineage: Eukaryota; Metazoa; Mollusca; Gastropoda; Lepetellida; Haliotidae. Bases 1 to 1686 code for a protein of 561 amino acids. The record is from RefSeq and is a predicted model, not a curated record.